AUGAUCACCUCAAAGGUUAGCCCCGCCCCUUCAAACACCUUCCUCCAAUCACCUAACAUCUCCCAUGAGGCCGAGCGGCACAACUUCAUGAACUUGUUGGAUGACUCUAGCUGUCAAUCAGUCAGCUCUGCUUAUGCCUCCUUAUAUGGUGAUCCCGCUGUCACUCCACACCCUACACUUGGAUGGAAGGGUUACUAUGACAACUGUUACCCCUCAUCCUCCUUCUCUAAUGAUUGGCCGUUAUCUGCCAGUUUACCAGAGCAUCGUGAUUGUGUGAGCUGUGGGACGAGCAGCGCCCACCUGUGGAGACGAGAUGCUUCAGGUCGUCACCUGUGCAACACCUGCUGCCUCAGACAGAAACCCAACAAUAGACCACUGCUGAGGACGAAGAAGAGAACUAUUGUGACUCAGAGAAAAGGAACUCAAUGUGUGAACUGCUUGACUGAAACUACGACGCUGUGGAGGAGAAACUCUGCAGGAGAACCGGUCUGCAACGCCUGCGGCCUCUACUACAAGCUACACCAGGUCAACAGGCCGCUGGCGAUGAAGAAAGACAGAAUCCAAACCAGGAACCGAAAAGUGACCAAUAAGAAAAAGAGGAGCAGAAAAUUUGACCAAUCACACACUCAGCUACCCCUUUCGGUCCCGCCCACCACCAUGUUUCACAGCUGACCUCUGACCUCGUCCUGACGUAGUUUCUGAAUGUGACUUUCUUUAUUUCUGCAUUGCUUAUCUUGAACAAGUGAACUGUUUGUAAUAAACAUCUUACAGGGAAGUGAUGCAGUAAAUAAAAAAGUGCAAAAGUGA
This is a messenger RNA of Eleginops maclovinus (Patagonian blennie), 807 nucleotides long. RefSeq names its product GATA binding protein 1b (gene gata1b). Lineage: Eukaryota; Metazoa; Chordata; Actinopteri; Perciformes; Eleginopidae. The record is from RefSeq and is a predicted model, not a curated record. Gene Ontology annotation, biological process: cell fate commitment; negative regulation of transcription by RNA polymerase II; positive regulation of transcription by RNA polymerase II. Bases 1 to 672 code for a protein of 223 amino acids. Gene Ontology annotation, molecular function: DNA-binding transcription factor activity, RNA polymerase II-specific; zinc ion binding; RNA polymerase II cis-regulatory region sequence-specific DNA binding. The transcript has 5 exons.